UUCUUUGCAGGCUUUCUCUCUUCCGUUUCUUGUCAACUUCGUUGCAAAUUUCUGUUGUUUUUUUAGUUUUUUCGCAGCUUUGCAUUUUCUUUGUGAAAUGUACGGUUUGUGCAAUCGUCCGCUGCAUGCACUGCCUGAUUUCAGCAGGCGCCGAAUCGCCGAUUCAGCAGUUUGUUUCAUUCGUGUUUCAACAUGAAUUUGUCGAUUUAUUUUUUUGUGAGUUCCGGACUGCAGAAGUGAAGAGUGCUUCUUGAUCGCUGUUUUUGUGGGUUGUCUGCAUGUCGAACAAGGACAAGGACGCCGCGGAGAAAUCCCGGCUGGACCUGCUGCGGAUCUCCCCGGGGGCCACCCCUCCCCUGGACCUCCUCCCGGACCUCCCGCCGGCGGCCCCCGUGGACGAUGAGCAGCACUGGGAGCGGCCCUUUGGGGACACGGGCCGGGGCUCCGUCCCCAUCCCCGCCAUCAUCAGCAAGACGCAUCCCUACGCCGAGGGCGCCCACUCCUACUGGUCCUACCUCACCUCCCCGCGCACGCGCCACUUGAUCGCCGGGGGCCUGGCGGGGGCGGGGGCCCGUCUCUUGACGCACCCCUUCGACCGCACCCGCACCGCCAUGCUGCUCUUCCCCUACGACCCGCGCUUCGCCAGCAUGUCCUCCACCGUCCGCACCUUCGUCACGGAGCUGGGUUGGCGGGUGGGGCUCUUCCGCGGGCUGGACAUCAGUCUGGUCAAGAUUGUCCCGGAGGUGGCGCUCAAGUUCGCCGUCUAUGAAGAGAUCAAGAAGAACCUGAUCGCGGUGCACGUGGCCCAGACGGGCAACCAUUCCUCCUUCCUGGACCGCUUCUGGGCCGGCGGCAUCGCCGGCUUCAUCUCGCACCUCUGCAUCUACCCGUUCAAAGUCGUGCAGACGCGGCUGGCCAAUCAGCGCCCCUUCGGCAGCGAAUUCGCCGGGAUCACCGACGCCUUCGGGAAACUGUACCAACAGACGGGGCUGACGGGAUUCUACCGCGGAUUCUUCGUCAGCGUCACCGCCAUGGUGCCGGCCAUGGGCCUGGAUUUCGCCAUGUACGGUCUGCUGAAGAAGCUGUACAAAGCGCACUACCACACCCAGGGCCAACUACCCCUGUACAUCUUACUGGCCUGCGGGACAUUAGCCUCGACAGUGGCGCACGUGGCCACCUACCCGCUGAUCCUCCCUCGCACCCGCAUGCAGGCCGGCGACUACGAGGCCCUGCAGAUCCAGACGCCGCAGAAGAACAUGUGGGGCUACCUGUGGGACGUGUACCGUCGCGACGGGGUGGUGCGCGGCCUGUACUGCGGCCUGGCGCCCUCAUUAGCCAAGGUGGUGCCCGCCGUCAGUCUGUCCUUCGUCUUCUACGAGAAAAUCUCCCAGAUGAUCACGCCGCCCCGGACGGCGCUCCCGCUGAGGGCUGGAUGAUUGAUGAGUAGACGGUGGUGGGAUUUAUUUUGUGAUUUAUUCGGAAUUUAAUUCGGUUGCAUGGUUCCUGGUUUCCGGCAAUCGUUCCUGUGCCUUCCGCUCUUGUGUAGUUAUGAAGCGUUUUAUUUAGAGAAAUCUCGGAUGUGUUAGUGCAUGCAAAAUUCUGGAACAGCAUGAUUUGUUUAGAGAAGAAAUGUUUUAAUAUUAAUUUAUUAAUAAAUUGAGCUUCCAACGCGGUGUGCAGAUGCUGCAGAUUGUGGAAAUAUGCCGCGUAUGCUGUUU
Molecule: messenger RNA, 1718 nt
Organism: Paramacrobiotus metropolitanus
Lineage: Eukaryota; Metazoa; Tardigrada; Eutardigrada; Parachela; Macrobiotidae
Product: calcium-binding mitochondrial carrier protein SCaMC-2-B-like
Biological process (GO): transmembrane transport
Molecular function (GO): ATP transmembrane transporter activity
Source: RefSeq, a predicted model, not a curated record